This is a messenger RNA of Paramuricea clavata, 681 nucleotides long. Lineage: Eukaryota; Metazoa; Cnidaria; Anthozoa; Malacalcyonacea; Plexauridae. The record is from the annotation of a GenBank genome assembly.
AUGAAGGUUGGUUUGCAAAAGACAAUUGCAAUCUUAAAAGUUCUGGUUUGCCAAGUUCUUUACACUGAGUUUCAGGUAUAUGGGGCAUUCAGUUUUUUCUGUGAUUAUUACAGCAAUGCCUCAACUACAGAGGUCACACUUACUAUAAUUGUACCUGGUCCUACUUCUGGUCCUGGUCCUACUUCUGGUCCUACUUCUGGUUCUGGUCCUACUUAGGGCCCUGGUCCUACUUCUGGCCCUGGUCCUACUUCUGGCCCUGGUCCUACUUCUGGCUCUAAUACUGUACCUACUGCUGCACGUACCAUUAUAACUGGUCCUACUUUUUCACCUACUACAGUUGUUGAUGAUGAUGAUGAAGGUAAUAUUACUAAUGAAAAUAGACAUGAACAAACACUGGUUCUAGCAUAGACUGCUUGCACCAGGAUUGCAACCAUUUUAAAUAUCUUUAUGAAGUUCAAAACACUUAGUUGAUUAACUUUUACAUUGAGAACAUGUUCAGAGAAGUAAUAUUUUUAAUUUUAUAGUUGACACAAUAGAUCUUACUGUUAUGGACAAGUCUGUAAAAGACAUAUUGGUCCAUAGAACAAAUGUCAUGAAGGAUGUAAUCAAAGAGUUCAAAGAUAAAGAAAUGCUUAAUUACAAUCUUAAUUUAAGAGUAAUUGCUAGUAAUGGUGCACUUAG